This is a messenger RNA of Cicer arietinum (chickpea), 2520 nucleotides long. Its product is annotated as phosphoribosylaminoimidazole carboxylase, chloroplastic. Gene Ontology annotation, cellular component: chloroplast. Gene Ontology annotation, molecular function: ATP binding; phosphoribosylaminoimidazole carboxylase activity; metal ion binding. Gene Ontology annotation, biological process: 'de novo' IMP biosynthetic process. Lineage: Eukaryota; Viridiplantae; Streptophyta; Magnoliopsida; Fabales; Fabaceae. The record is from RefSeq and is a predicted model, not a curated record.
GUAAAACCCUGAUUCGUUGUAGUCUUCACUCCCGCAGUCAUCAUCCUCUUCUCGCUACUCCUAAAUCAAUCAAUAGCGACGGCGUUCAUUUCAUCUCUUACACUCAUUUUUACAGUGAAGCUACUUUGUCGCUUUGAUUUCUGCUACUAACCCUUUCUUACCUCAAAGUAGUGAUAGUUAUUUUUUUAAUUCCCCCGAAGGAAUCGCUUCCUAGCUUUCUCUUUAAGCCAAACGUGCUUUUGGUUUGUGUUUUAUAUAGCUGAAAAAUAAUCCAAGCUUUAACCUAAGACAAAACAUUGUCACGAACUUUGAAGUUGAGCAUGCUUCACAGUGUGCACACUGUGUCUUCAGGGCACACAUCCACUUCAUUAUUUCCCUUCAAACCUUUUCAUCCUUCUUCUUCAAUCGCCUUCUACAUGGACCAAUCAUCUCUUCUAUCUUUCAACCUAAAGCAGUGUCGCCGCUCCAACCUCAUUUGUCAAGCAUCACACGUACAAGAUGCAAAUGCGGUUUCUCCAAGAAAUGAAGAAUCAUAUGUUCAUGGACCAUCUGAAAUGGUUGUUGGGGUUUUAGGUGGAGGUCAACUUGGUCGCAUGCUUUGUCAAGCUGCUUCUGAGAUGGCAAUUAAGGUUAUGGUUUUAGAUCCUCAGGAGAAUUGUCCGGCUAGUUCCUUGUCUUAUGGUCACAUGGUUGGAAGCUUUGAUGACAGCACUACAGUAGAGGAGUUUGCUAAGAGGUGUGGAGUUCUAACAAUUGAAAUUGAACAUGUUGAUGUUGCUACAUUGGAAAAACUUGAGAAACAAGGAGUUGACUGCCAACCUAAAGCUUCCACUAUACGAAUUAUUCAGGAUAAGUAUCAACAAAAGGUUCACUUCUCUCAGCAUGACAUUCCACUUCCAGAAUUUAUGCAGAUAGAUGAUCUUGAAGGUGCUAAGAAAGUAGGGGAACUUUUUGGCUAUCCUCUUAUGAUCAAGAGUAGGAGAUUAGCUUAUGACGGACGAGGAAAUGCAGUUGCAAAAAGUGUAGAGGAACUACCUUCUGCUGUGGAUGCUCUUGGAGGAUUUGAUCGUGGUUUAUAUGCCGAAAAAUGGGCACCUUUUGUCAAGGAACUAGCUGUCAUUGUGGCGAGAGGAAGGGACAAUACUAUUUCAUGCUAUCCUGUCGUUGAAACUAUUCACAGAGACAACAUAUGUCACAUAGUCAAGGCUCCAGCAAAUGUAAAAUGGAAGAUUAGGGAGCGUGCCGCUGAAGUUGCUUUCAAUGCUGUUAACUCUUUAGAAGGUGCUGGUGUGUUUGCUGUUGAGUUGUUCUUAACCGAGGACGGACAGAUUUUAUUAAAUGAAGUCGCACCUAGACCUCACAAUAGUGGGCAUCACACAAUUGAGUCUUGCUACACCUCACAGUAUGAGCAACAUUUGCGGGCUGUUGUUGGUCUUCCUCUCGGUGACCCAUCAAUGAAAACUCCAGCUGCUAUCAUGUACAAUAUAUUAGGCGAAGAAGAGGGGGAGCUUGGUUUUCGAUUGGCUCAUCAAUUGAUGAAGAGGGCAUUGACCAUCCCUGGUGCUUCUGUUCAUUGGUACAAUAAGCCAGAGAUGAGAAAACAACGGAAGAUGGGCCACAUAACAAUUGUUGGGCCUUCCUUAAGCAAUCUUGAAGGCAAUCUUGCAACAAUAAUAGAAGGGAAAAUAUUAGAUGACACAACUGCAGUUGCUCCACGUGUGGGGAUCAUAAUGGGCUCUGAUUCAGAUCUGCCUGUUAUGAAAAGUGCUGCUGAAAUCUUGGAGAUGUUUGGCGUUCCUCAUGAGAUAAGAAUAGUUUCAGCACACCGAACUCCGGAACUGAUGUACUCUUAUGCCUCGUCUGCUCACAAACGAGGCGUUCAAGUUAUUAUUGCUGGUGCUGGUGGUGCAGCUCACUUGCCUGGUAUGGUGGCUGCUAUUACUCCCUUGCCUGUUAUUGGUGUUCCUGUGCGUGGUUCUUCCCUGGAUGGAAUUGAUUCACUGUUGUCGAUUGUCCAGAUGCCAAGAGGUGUCCCUGUUGCCACUGUUGCAGUUAAUAAUGCAACUAAUGCUGGGCUGUUAGCCGUAAGGAUGUUGGGUGUUGCCGAUGAUAAUCUUCUGUCAAGGAUGAGCCAAUAUCAAGAGGACCAAAAAGAAAGCGUCUUGAGGAAAGGAGAUAAGUUAGAAAAACUUGGUUGGGAAUCCUACUUAAAUAGUACUAGUUAGUUGAACCCCCUUAAUUUGGUGAUUCUUUGGAUCUACUCUCAUUUUUGGACAACUACAAAAUUUUGAUGUGUUUAGACCCCGGGGUAUCGAUAAGUAGACCGAGACUCGUCAAGAAAGUGUCAUGUAAGCAUAUGUUAAUGUAUUGUUUACUAAAUUAAUAUACUUUCUAGUGCUAACAUGUAGUAGCAGAGAAGAAAAAUAAUGUCAUGUUUGAUAUCGACUUUUAUGGAAAUGAAUUACAGUCGUGGGAUUGAUUUUACCAUCUGGAAAGUAAAUGAGUCUAGAAUCUUUUGUA